CAUCAUCCACUCAGCACUGAACCACUCAGUAUUUGAAAGGGGCGCCUGCGCUGAUAUGGGACCUUGAUAGCUGCGAGUGCAUUGUGCUGCAUUGUGCUCCAAAAGCCCUCUUCUGAUCAGAUCGUGUGCCUUUAUUCAGGGGAGGCUCAGGUCUACAGUAAUCUUGCAAGGGUAAUUCUGCAAUGCAUGCAGGCUGUAGCAAUGUAGGUAGCCCGCUUUCAAGCAAGUGCUCAAUGCCUGCAAACGCCUCUGCAAUCAUGCGUUUGCCUGGAGCAAGGGAAGCACUGUUUUUCUGAAGCUACGAAAGCCAGGUCUAGACAGGGAUUUUGUUUCUGAAGAUACAAAUACCGGGUCUAUGUCUUGCUAGGCAGAAAUGCUGCGUAUCCUGAGCAAGAUCGCCACAAAGAAGCAUUGCACAGGCUGUCCUAAAUGGGCUGGCCAGGUUUUGCUUUUGAGCAAGGUCCAAGACUCUUCUCAAUCAACAAGACAAGGGCAAUCAGAGCAAGAUAAUCAUGUUGGGAGAUUGGGCCCUGACUCAACAUAUCCUCCGCAACAAGUCAAUCCAACAGCAUAUCAGGGCUGAAUUAUCCACGACAUAUCUCCUGCUAAGCACUUCUCAGUAACAUCUCUUGCUCGUGUGUGACCACCUUUACUGCCUAGCUUUCCUGGUGCCUGUCGUGGGAGGCUCUGGUGCCCGUCCAAUUGCUGCCUCCCCCUUGCCGCUGGCAGUAUGAACAGCUCCGGCAACGCUCACAAGUCCUCGGGCAGCCUGGAGCGGCACGACUCGGACAAGCGGCCGCGGCCCAGCUUCGCUGGCGCGUCCAUUGUGUGCCUCAUUGAGGGGUGCGGGGCGGACCUGAGCGGCAGCAAGGACUACCACCAGCGACACAAGGUGUGCGAGGUGCACGCGCGGGCCGCCUCCGCACUACAUAAGGGCCAGCUCAUGCGCUUCUGCCAGCAGUGCUCCAGGUUCCAUCCGGUGGCUGAGUUUGACGAGGGCAAGCGCAGCUGCCGGCGGCGCCUGCUGGGCCACAACAAGCGGCGCCGCAAGAAGGAGGACCCCGCCAGCGAGCCCGACGACCACCCCGCGCCGCACCGGCCCCACUUCAACAUGGCCACUUCCGCUCUGCCGUACGAUGCACACGAGGAGGUGCGCAGGCGGAAGGGCGCUGCGGCACCGGAGCACACCCCGCCGCGCCGCCUGGGGCAGGGCCUCUCCCUCUCGCCCUUCUCCCCACACGAGGCCGCGCCCGCCAGCGAUGGCCCCUCGCUGUCCCAGUUCUUGCGCGACAGCGGCGUGGCGCCCCGCGCGCCUGACGGCAGCCUGAGCAGCCUUCUGAUGGGGGCUCCCCCGCAGCAGACGGCCGACUUUCUGGGGCGCACCCUGGGCCUGAGCGCCAGCCAGCAGCUGCUGCUUGGCUUCCAGCCGCAGCGCAGCGCCAACCAGGAGCUCAAGCCCGAGGCGAGGAACACCCUGCAGCUGCACUUCCCACCCAGCAGCGCCACCAGCCUUCUGCCGGCCGCGGGCGCCCGCCAGUCGCCGUCCCUCCAGCAGCUGCUGGACAAGAGUGCGGGGGGCCACAGCUUGAGCAGCCCUGGCCGCCACGCAACAGCAGGCGGUGAGGCAAGCAGCCUGUUCCCUUUGCCCAACAGCCUGGAGGCGGGCGGCUCCCCCUGGGCGGGCCAGCUGGAGGGCCUGGUGGGCGGGCAGCGCGGGGGCGGCCUCAACCACAACAGUGCGCCGUACCUUCCGCAGGACCGCACGGGGCGCAUCUCGUUCAAACUGUUUGACAAGAACCCCAAUGAUUUGCCCGACGACCUGCGCGACCAGAUCCUGGACUGGCUGCAGCGCCGCCCGUCCGCCAUGGAGACGUACCUGCGCCCCGGCUGCGUCCACGUCUCCGCCUACCUCGCCAUGCCGCACCCCGACUGGGACGCGCUGGAGCGCGACCUGCUGCCGCUGCUGGCGGGCCUCGUGCGCAGCCAGGCCUGGGCCGGCGGCACCUUCACGGCCUUCACCACCAGCAUGGAGGCGCACGUGGAGCAAGGCGUGGUGCAGCGGGUGUGCCCUCUGACCCCAGCGCAGGGCCCCGUCCUCCUCAGCGUGCACCCCCGGUGCCUGGUCGCAGGCCAGCCGGUCGAGAUGACCGUCACGGGACGGGGCCUCCUGCAUGCCAACAACCGCCUGGUGUGCCUCCACAACGGGCAGCGCUUCCUGGACAGCCGCCCCAGCGCCGCUCCCGCCCGCCCUGGCACGUCUUCUGGGCGGGGCCUCCCCGUGAGCUGGAGCCACGACGACGACGCCCCCCUCGCUCCGUCCCCUCCCCGGUGCGGGGGGCAGGAGUGGAGCCCGCGCGUGGGGGCGGGCCCAGUGGGGCCGAGCUCCUGGAGCGCGGACCCCGUGACGGGAGUGGAGACAUUGGUGUGGACCAUGGCCGGGCCGCCGCCGGAGGCCCGCGGGAGCAUGUUUCUCGAGGUGGACCGCGGCGGCUGCCCGAGCAACAUGAAGCCGCUGCUCGUGGCCGACGCCGCCUUGGCUGCGGAGCUGGCCCAGCUUGACGCGCAGCUCCAUAGCAGCGGCCCGCCGGACAGUGCCGCGCGGCGCGCUGCAGAGAGCAGCGCCGACGCACUGGUGGCCGAUUUGGGGUGGGCGUUGGGGGGGCAAAGAAAGGAAGGCAAGAGCGCGCGCCUCGCAGCGUGGGCAAGGGAGCGUGGAUGGCGCCACACAGCGGAAAGGAUCCGCGGGUCAGGGGGGCCCGCUGAGGUGCCGAGUGGUGAGAGGGCGGCCUUCUCUGGCAAGGCAGCCAGAAGGGCCGCCAGCGCAGCAAUGGGAGUCCCAGGUGUGCCGGGGCAAGCGGCCCCAGACAACAUGACGCUCAACGGGACACGCAAAGAGAACCUCGGUGCCCUCCAUUCUUCAGUCAAGCAAGGCACGCGGGAGCAGGGUGCGGCAGGCAAGCCGUCCCCGGUCUGGCAGCAGGUCGUGAGGCAGGCCCCGGGGGGGGGGGGUCAGCUUGGCAGCAAAGGCGGCCAGCAGGUGCCCGUUGGCUUCGGGUGCACAAUUGGCACGGGGCCCUGGCAAGGGGAAGCGGGAGCGGCCCGCAGACUUGUCACGGCCGUCUACUCGGCGGCUAUAUCGCGCACUCGUGUGUGCCUCUCGGAGAGAGAACCAGCACAGACGGUGUGCAGCUUGGUGUGGGGGCCGGUGUGCGUGUGAACAGCCUCGUCAACUCUGCCAAUCCCAUCGUGUCAUGGGCGAAGGUCUCAGCGAGGAGAACCGGGCGUCAACCGGCAACUCCACUUCGGCUUUCCGCCCCAUGAGUAAGUCAGGACAGUCAUGUACGACUACGUGUGAGAGAUAUGAUUGGUUGUGCGCAAGUUAAUACUCCGAGAGAUCCUAGGACUGUCGGAAAAUAAUCUGCGAGGUUCGUCAAACGACCGCAAAUCCAUGGAAAGAUUUCGAGGUCCAGGUGCUAGUAAGUUCGUGACGGUACGAGGUGCUGUGCAACGGGGUGCUUUAGUACUGACUUCCAAGUAGCGAUUGACUGUGUUGACUCGUUAUAAGCUCUACGUACUCAAGUGCAUCGUAAUCGAUGGUGCAUUCUAAACGUCUAGCUGCUCUUGUGGCAACAGUUUGAUAGUUCUUAGUCGUGGGCCGGAUAUACAUUGAUCGGAUAGUUAUUGUCUUCAAUUCUUUAUUGACUUGUUAACAUAACGCGGAUAGUCGAGAUACUUCUUGCUGAAACUCUAAGACCAGCCUUACUCGUGACUCAGGCUUUUCAAGAAUAUAUUAAAUCAACAAGUAUGGUACGUUGCGUUGUCGAGAUUUUGUAGAGUUUUUGUGACUUAGAAAGUAUCCCUAGUUUGAG
This is a messenger RNA of Klebsormidium nitens, 3869 nucleotides long. NCBI's taxonomy places the organism in Eukaryota, Viridiplantae, Streptophyta, Klebsormidiophyceae, Klebsormidiales, Klebsormidiaceae. The record is from the annotation of a GenBank genome assembly.